Molecule: messenger RNA, 925 nt
Organism: Mesorhabditis spiculigera
Lineage: Eukaryota; Metazoa; Nematoda; Chromadorea; Rhabditida; Rhabditidae
Source: the annotation of a GenBank genome assembly
GCUCGACUUGAAGACGAAUCAACUGACCGAAACGUGGGCCCAUCAGCUGCCGCAUUGGGAGGAUUCGACGGUUGUGGCAAUUGCUGGCAAGCCGGCUUCAGAGCGCACCCACUCUCAAGGCCGUGUCCUCGCCGACCGCUCCGUCCUCUACAAGUAUGUCAACCCGAACCUGAUCGCCGUCGGGUUGUUGGCCAAAUCCGCGCCCCAGCUCAACAUCCAUCUUUUCGACUCUGUCACCGGCCAAAUCGUCCAUUCUGCUCGCUUGCCCAAGGUGACGGCCCCCGUCUACAUGGUCCACUGCGAGAACUGGGUUGCGUACGCCUACUGGACGGAGAAGGGCCGCCGAACCGAGAUCGGCAUCCUCGAGCUGUUCGAGGGCGAUGAGCAGCAACAUGUGGAAACGUUCGACUCGGAGGAGCCGCUGAAACGCCCGCUGCACGUCGAGCAGGCGUCUUUCAUCUUCAGCCAGGGCAUCAGCUCGAUGGCCGUCACCGAGACGGAGCAAGGCGCCUCAAACCGCGCGAUCCUCGUCUCGUUGCCGUUCGGCAACAUUUUCGAGGUGAACCGCCGCAUCCUGGACCCGCUUCGCCCGAUGGAGCUGACCCCGGAGAUGAGGGAGGAAGGCGGUUUCAUCCCGUACAUGCCCGAGAUCCCGAUUGCCACCGAGGAGAUGCUCAACUACAACCAGACGGUUCACCACGUCAACGGCAUCAAGACUGCGCCGUCCGGCUUGGAGUCGACGUCGCUGGUGUUCGUCUACGGGCUCGACCUCUUCUACACGAGGGCCACGCCUUCUGGAAAUUUUGAUGUGCUCAAGGACGAUUUCGACCACAUUCUGAUCUGCAUCGUGCUCGCCGCCCUCUUCAUCGGAUCGUACGUCUGCCGGAAGUUGGCCCGCAACAAGGCCCUCCAACAGCAAUGGGCC